Paramormyrops kingsleyae is the source of this 2819-nucleotide messenger RNA. RefSeq names its product BTB/POZ domain-containing protein KCTD7-like. Gene Ontology annotation, molecular function: protein binding. The record is from RefSeq and is a predicted model, not a curated record. Gene Ontology annotation, cellular component: plasma membrane. Gene Ontology annotation, biological process: protein homooligomerization; membrane hyperpolarization; positive regulation of transporter activity. NCBI's taxonomy places the organism in Eukaryota, Metazoa, Chordata, Actinopteri, Osteoglossiformes, Mormyridae.
ACUGAAAUCCACUGAAAUCAUUUCGUGGGCUAAUAAUGAAAAGGAAUUACGCUCUUUCUUCGAGUAAUGACGCUAUUCUUCUAUAAUUGUUUUGAUGAAACUGUAGCUUCCUGAAGCAGUAACUGAGACCACGGCGCCUAACUCCAGUACAGAGAUAUAAAAGUGUAAUCCAUACUAAUUAAUGUCUUUAUAAUAUGAUUACAAUGAAUUAUCGAGGAGAACGUCAGGAAUUUUUUGCAUUUGUUAUAUACAUAUAUUUUGUGUGGGGGGAGGGGGGACGGGGCGCGAGCAGAGCUGAUCUGUGAUUAGCAAGGCGUCUUAACGGGAAUGUGUAACAAACCCCAUUAGAACAUUACACUGUUUACUGUGUAAUUUUGUUUUAGAUAUUUUAAGGUCUGUUUUGCUUUGACACAAUAGGCAAAUUAUUGAUAUUAGAAGGUCAUGGUCAGCAGUAGAUGUGUGCAGAGGCAUAGGGACAGGACAGGAGGACAGACAAGGCCCCCGAGUUGGGCUGAUUACAAAGCCCAGUACAAGUACAAAUCUAGUUUAUUUGUGUAUUCUGUUUUUCCACAAACGUGAAAAUAAAGGAACUGUGUUUAUUAAAUUCUCUUUGUUGAUAUAAUUAAUUUAGACUUCACGCUCAAAUAAUGGUCAUAAAUUUUACCAUGUCUGGGGGGUGGUUGCCUUGGAGGGCCCCAUGGAGUUUAUUUGCCUAGGGCCCCCAGUGUCCCUAGAAUCACUUCUGGGUGUGUAGAUAGUUAAUUGUUGAUGAGUUAAACGUUAGGCUUGAAUAAUGUGCUAUGCUGCAUGUACACGAAUUGUUUCGGGUAAUCGUAACGUGGUUUGGUUUUCUGCGCAUUACUGCGUGGUACUAGAAUAGCGUAAUUCGUUGUUUUACGCCACACAGCAAAUUGGGUGUCGUGUGCUGUGGGGUAAUGCUGUCCUCACCUUCGUUGUAUUACCGAAGAGGGCAUGGGCUUGCGUGAUUGUCCCGGUCCUCUUAUUAGAUCAGCAGCGAAAGUAGACUGAUCUAGUGUGUGUGCAUGCAGCAAAAUGGACUUGGCGAGGGCUGCAUCGGGGGGAGAGCACAUGCUUGCAGAGCGAUCGCGGCGCUUUCGCGCUCCUCCGAAGGACGGCUGAUCCCGCAGGAGAGGCGGGCGAUCACCGAGCCCGGAGUAUCCGCGGCGGUUGAGCCUGACGAGGCGCGCGACGCCAUGCCGACUUCUGACUGUGCAGCCGGCGACACGGGGGAGCUGUGUGCCCCCAUGAAGGACAUGGAGCUGGGGAUGCAGCGCUCCUUCUUUAACGCGUCCCGGGAGUUUCCAGAAGUUAUCUCCCUUAAUGUGGGGGGCAAAUACUUCACCACGCGACUUUCCACCCUGCGGCGCUUCGAAGAUGGCGUGCUGGCAGCCAUGUUCAGUGGACGACACCAUCUUCUCCUGGAUGCUGAGGGACGCUACUUCAUCGACCGGGAUGGAACAUAUUUUGGGGACAUCCUGAACUUCCUGCGUUCGGGAGAGCUUCCUCAGAGGGAGCGGGUACUGGCAGUGUACAUCGAAGCCCAGUACUAUGGAAUCGGACCCCUGCUGGAGAAUCUGGAGGCCACCCAGCCCCUCACAGGGGAGAAAGUGAGGCAAGCAUUUCUCGGGCUUCUGCCUUACUACAAAGAGAAUCUGAAGCGUAUCAUGGAGAUCGCCAAGCUGAGGGCUGUGCACAGGAAGGCCCGGUUCGCCAAGCUCAAGAUCUGCGUGUACAAGGAGGAAAUGCCCAUCACACCAUACGAGCGCCCGCCCUUCAGCACGCUGCCCCUGGAGCGCCCCGAGAGCGAGGCCAAGCUGUUCAAACACCAGUGCGAGGUGGACGUGUCCUUUGGGCCCUGGGAGGGCGUGGCCGACGUUUAUGACCUACUGCAUUGCAUUGUGGGAGACCUGGCAGAGCGUGGCGUGGCAGCCGAGCAGCAGUGUAUCGGCGUGUGCGAUAAGCACCUCAUCAGCCACUACUACUGCAAGAGGCCCAUCUAUGAGUUCAAGAUCACAUGGUGGUGAGAGGGCGGGGCUACAGCGCUUCCCGCCUGUUUGUCACAUCCCUGCACUGAAGCCUCACAGGACAAGCAAAGGUACUUCUUCAUCCCUUUGAACAAACUUUAUUUUAAAACAGGAGAUCUGUGCAGGGGUUUUACAGCUGGAGUCUCUGUGAGCUGCACUGCAUCAUAGCUAAAACACCCUGCAGAAGCAUGACAGAUUAUUCUGGGAAUUUUGUCAAGCUCAGACUGUUAUCUUAAAUAACUUAUGAUCAUGAUUGUGCUAAAAUACAUCUGUCCACAUUGAAGAAUCUUCUGUCCUGUUCUAUCUAUGGUCACAUGCCCUCCCACACGACGCAAAGCUUCCAGUUCUGCACACGCAUAACUAGAUGGAGUAAAUGGAAGUAAAAUGGGACCACAAGCGGAAACCAAGAUGGCUGCCCCGGAGGACUGUGUGAACUUGGACUGAGUCUCUCUGAGGGAGUUUGUUAUCUCCCCCCCCAUAUGGAAGUGUUUCUAAGCAUAUUGGCUCCGUGCUAAUUUUGUGUUUACUGUGCCACUAAAGAACUGUAAAAUAAUAAGCUUCAUGUUUGUGGAGCAUGCCAGUAUUGGACUUACAGAUUAAUAGCGUAUUUAUUUGAAUUAAGAGUAUUUAUUUAGAAUUUAUUUAGAUUAACGCUGGAAACCCCGAAACUUUUGGGGAAAGUUGCUACUUUUGUGUGUACUGUGGUACUCCUGUUUUAAAAAUUUACAACUUUUGAAAUGUAACAACCAUUAAAUGAUCAUUAAGAAAAAGUCA